AUGGCUUUUUCAUCUGAACAGGAGUCUUCAUCUACCGCUGUUUCUCCAAGUUCACAUUUUGUUGGAGCUCAGGAAACCUCGCCAGCCAACUCUUCUACUUUAUCUCCAUUUAGUCCAGUUGAAGGCACUAUGCAAAAGCUAUUUAUGUUGGCUUUGUCUGCUCAGCAUUCUGAAGAUCAGAUGACAUCUUCUUUUGUAUCUGGCCUACUUGAUUCACCACAAACAUUAAGCGAAUCUCAAACGCAGCCAAAUAUGCGCUGGCAUGUCUCAUACUUGGGGUUGUGGCCCUCGCACCAAGGUGGGCUUUAUCAAACUCUUAGCUUUGUCCAGGCUGAGUUCACACACGACCUAAUCAGUCUGGUUAAAUUAUCUGUACGCGAAUGCUUCAUCACUGGUCUGUGGCGCCGACUGUUUACAGCUGAACUCUUUCCGGCUCCAGGAAAACAGGCUGUGAAUGGUCCCCAGUCUCGUCUGCCAGCCCGACAAUCUGCCCUAGCGACU
Messenger RNA from Protopolystoma xenopodis, 501 nucleotides. The record is from the annotation of a GenBank genome assembly. Lineage: Eukaryota; Metazoa; Platyhelminthes; Monogenea; Polystomatidea; Polystomatidae.